Messenger RNA from Oncorhynchus mykiss (rainbow trout), 612 nucleotides. The record is from RefSeq and is a predicted model, not a curated record. NCBI's taxonomy places the organism in Eukaryota, Metazoa, Chordata, Actinopteri, Salmoniformes, Salmonidae.
CUUAGGGCUGACUGCCUGUCUGUCUGUCCCUCCCUCACUCCAAUUGGAUAAGGCCACACCGGUCCGGUGGCCAAUCGAUGGCUUUUGUGGCGAGGUAUAAGUAAGACUCUCGAGGUGGCCAGCGGCUCAUUCAGACUUUCUGUGACAUACUGAAGCUACCAAUAUGAGCGGAAGAGGCAAAACCGGAGGCAAGGCCAGGGCGAAGGCAAAGACACGUUCAUCCCGUGCCGGGCUCCAGUUCCCCGUGGGCCGUGUGCACAGGCUGCUGCGUAAAGGCAACUACGCCGAGCGUGUGGGCGCUGGCGCACCAGUGUACCUGGCCGCAGUGCUCGAGUACCUGACUGCUGAGAUCCUGGAGUUGGCCGGAAACGCUGCCCGUGACAACAAGAAGACUCGUAUCAUCCCCCGUCACCUGCAGCUGGCAGUCCGUAACGACGAGGAGCUGAACAAACUGCUUGGCGGCGUGACCAUCGCGCAGGGUGGUGUUCUGCCCAACAUCCAGGCAGUGCUGCUCCCCAAGAAGACUGAGAAGGCCGUCAAAGCCAAGUAAAAUCGCUGGUGCGGCUGCAACUUGACUACUCAACCCCCAAAGGCUCUUUUAAGAGCCAACCA